Caenorhabditis remanei is the source of this 2826-nucleotide messenger RNA. RefSeq lists its product as uncharacterized. Bases 1 to 2826 code for a protein of 941 amino acids. Gene Ontology annotation, cellular component: actin cytoskeleton. NCBI's taxonomy places the organism in Eukaryota, Metazoa, Nematoda, Chromadorea, Rhabditida, Rhabditidae. The record is from RefSeq and is a predicted model, not a curated record. Gene Ontology annotation, biological process: actin filament organization. Gene Ontology annotation, molecular function: actin filament binding. The transcript has 13 exons.
AUGAAUCGAAAAGUGACGGCAUGCGGAUUUCUGUAUGUUGCUCCACCGGGUCUCGACUUUUCACAGCAGAGUCAUUCGGCGAAAAGAUGGCAGAGAAGAUGGUUCACACUGUUUGAUUCCGGAGAUUUGACCUAUGCAAUUGAUAAUAGUAUGGACACCCUCCCCCAACUCAGCAUCGACAUGUCCCUCUGCUACCGUGUCUCUGAAGCAAAUGCAAUCACAAACAACGCCCAUUCAAUUCUUUUGGCAUUCAAGAAAACUCGAGAGGAUCAGCCAUCAAUCAUCUACAUAAAAGCAGACACAACCGAAGAAAUUCGCUGGUGGCAGAAUGGGUUGAGCAAGUACGCGAACUCUCAGAAUGAGACGAUUCGACCGCCAAGGAGAGGCAUUGAUGAGUUGCCGAUUAGCGAGGACACCAUGAAAGAUAUCCCGUCUUGUGCUUCAUCGCGUUGCUCAUCUCCAGUUGAAAGAUUGGAAGUUGAUCGAAUGAUUGAAGGAAAAGAGUUGAGAGGAUCAGUUCGAAGUGUGAAGCAAAGAAGUCUUCGAGACGAGAAGAAAGAUCCAGAUGACCCGAUUCCACCGAAUCUUCCAGCAACUUCAAAUGUUGUCAUAAAUGUCCCAGUGAAUUCGUGUUCACCCUCAUCAAGAGACGAGCCAACAAGUACAACAACCUCCCCAACAACUCCAACUAUUUCCACAACUCCGACUCAAAAACCUAUUAAUAUUGACAUAUCGAAUGUACAUACUCUCCGGAAGGGAUGGUUGAUGUUGAGAGGGAAAUCGGAUAAUGAUUGGUGUAAACACUGGGUUGUGUUGGCUGGAUUACAGUUGAAAUUAUAUAAAGAUGUGUGGGCCGAGGAUUCGACGGAGCCACUUCUUACGGUGGAUUUGUCGCAGUGUGAGAAUGUGUAUCCAUCUGCAAGUGCAAGGAAUUAUGGAAUUGAGAUUAAGUGCCGCCGUGCCCGCUACGUCCUCUCCGCAAUGACACCUGGAAUCCGUGACUCUUGGGUCUCCGCCCUCCAACAAAACCGUCAUCAUCCAUCACCAACGUUCACUGAAACAUUCUCGAAUGACGCGAAUAGUUUGGCUGAUAGCUCGGAUAUUUUGGGACUUCCAGUGAAAAAGAAGCAUAUUGCAUACGUGGCUCCAGAAUCGCAUCACUCGAACUCAAUGAUGGAUGAGCAUAGUUCAACAGAAUUGGAGGAGGAAGAGCACAAUAUGAAUACGGCUAGAAGAAGAAGAAGUCGUCGGAUGGGAAGUCGGACAUCAGAAAGUGCAGAUCCACGUGGAAGAGGACGGGGAGAGAGUUUGUCUCCGUCGGUUAGGAGAAGUCCAGUGGCGAGAGUUAAAGAGAGAAGAGGAGAUAUGAGACAGAGACACGCCUCCAACUCGUCCGCCGCAUCCCACCAGGAGAAGCCAGGUCGUGAUGAGAUUCAGAGACAUCUGAGAACUGCAAGCAGGAUUUCCAGUGACGAAACGAGACUGAGAUCUUUGGAGCAACAGGUUGAGAACUUGCGGACUCAAUUGGACGAAGCAAAGGGUGAUUCGACGAGAAGAAAGAGAGAUGCGGUGAAUCAGGAAAUCAAGGAAUUGAGAAUUACAUUGAAGUCGUCGGAGGAUGAAUUGCAGAGAUAUCGGAAGGAAGUGGAUACGUUGAGAAGGCAAAUCAGUCAGAAUACGCAGACUGUAACCCUGCAACGAGCUAUUCUCUCAACUCUGCGUACCCAAUUAUCCGCUCUCUCCUCACUCCUUCGCUCGAGUCUCUUUCUUGGAGCAGUCGAUCUUUUCGACGCUUUGGAUAGUAUUCUCGACAGAAUCUCAGUUGAUUUGAAUCUGGAACAGACUGAAGAUGUACUCCGUCAAACGACAGAACUAUUCGAGAAAGUUGCAUCAGCAGUUACUAUUCCAUAUCUCUCGGAUUCAUGGACAAUGACAGAACAGGAAAAAGAGCCGAGGGAGAAGACGCCUGAUGAGGAAAUCGAGGAGACAAUUCGAGAGAUUCGGCGGAAUCAUACGUCUGAAGUAGAUUCUAUCAAGUCACAAUGUGAACAGAGGCUGGCUGUUCUGAAAGAGAGAGCUGAACGGGAGGAGGGAAGACGAAAGAAAUUACAGGAGCAACUGGUGAUGGCGACAACGAGAAGCGACGAAUCGAUCAGUUCUGUGAAGACUUCGUUCUCUCAGAUGUUGGCAGAGCAACGGAAAACUUUCGAUGAGGAGUUGGAAGUGGUGAAGAAGGAGCAUGAAGAGAGGUUGAUGGAGGAGAAACAUGCGACUCGGCUGGCAUUGGAAGCGGUUAGAAGAGCUCACGAAGAGGAGUUGAAGAAUAUUUCAGAGAAGCCGAAGAAUGGAGAAGGAAGUAAUAUUGGACGGCAGAGUGAAAUCUUCGACGAAAUGCGAGAAGAACUCAUCAACGUAUGUGCUCUCUACUCUGCAAAAUGUCUGGAAAACUCUCAAUUAGACGAGCAAUUAGCGAAUCUGAUAAGUGAAAAGGAGGCCAGUGUAGAACUAUCGAUUGAAAAUGACAAAUUACGAUCGGAAAUCGACAAAAAAUCGAAAGAAAUCAGUGAUUUGCAACGGAAAAUGAACAAUUACGAGAAGUUGAGCCAGUCGAGGACAGACCCCGAAGUGUUAGCCGGUACGACAGUCUCGCGCGCUCGUCGAGAAAAACAGAAGAAACGAAAUCGUCGUCAUGACGUGCGUUUCCACAGUAACCCAAUUGAAGUUCCCCAACAUCUCAUCGAAGACGCUCGUCGUUCUCUCGACGUUCCAGUCUCGGAACGCCGUAAAUUCUUCGAACAUAUUGCAGAGUACAGUACUCCUUUCUAG